Acanthamoeba castellanii str. Neff is the source of this 1023-nucleotide messenger RNA. Its product is annotated as CBS domain containing protein. The coding region runs from base 1 to 1023 and encodes 340 amino acids. The transcript is spliced from 6 exons. Lineage: Eukaryota; Discosea; Longamoebia; Acanthamoebidae. The record is from RefSeq and is a predicted model, not a curated record.
AUGCAACAAGAGCUGAAGACCAUGAGUUCGCCAGUUACGAUCGAGCAAUUGGUGCGCUGCACCACGGUGGGCGACGCCUUCCCGAAGCGGGACCAGAGGGAGCUGGUCACCAUCCCCGCCUCAUGCACCAUACAAGACGCCAUCCACAUCCUGGCCGAAGCCAAGGUGCUGUCAGCUCCUGUGAAGGACAAGAACGGCGGCUACCUGGGCCUUGUCGACAUGUUCGACCUGCUGGCCGAGGUGAUGCGGGCUUUCACGGAGCAGCACAAGGUGGAAGAGGGCGACGUACACUUGAACUGGAUCACCUGGGUCAACGACCCCCACAGGCUCAACGUGCGAGGCAACAUCCUCGCCGAACAGCCUGUCACCUUCCUCAUCAACUUGUCAAAGAGGAACCCGCUGCGGUUCGUGGCAGACAAGUCGCCGCUGCUGGAGCUGCUGCUCAAUUUCAAGGAGAGCGUGCACCGAGUGAUCGUGAAGGAGAACAACACCAACGAGCUCCUCCGCAUAGUCUCGCAGUCCGACAUGCUCCAGUUCAUCAGAGCCAACCUGACGCUCUGUGGCGAUUGGAAGAACAAGCCGGUGAGCGAGCUGAAGUCGACGCCGGGCGGCGGAGGUCCGAUCGUGUCGGUCAACACCCACACUCGCGCCCUGUUCGCCUUCAUUCAGAUGCACACGCAGGGCGUAAGUGCGGUGGCGGUGGUGGAUAGCCAGGGCAUACUGGCGGGCAGCAUCAGCGUCAGCGACCUGCGCUCGCUGACCCCGACGCAGCUCGAGUCGCUGCAGCUGCCGGUAAUGGAGUUCCUCGCGCAGCGGCACACGAACGCGCCGUCGACGCCCAUCUCCUGCUCGGCCACCGCCACAGUGGGCGAGGCAGUCGAGCUUCUCGCGGCCGCCCGCGUACACCGCGUGUGGGUGGUGGAGGAGCCGUGGAAGAAGCCGAUCGGGAUAGUGUCGCUGACCGAUGUCCUGCGUUCGUUCUUCGACCGGGUGGGCGGAUCUGAUGAGGUCGCCAAGAUGUAA